GCAGAACUGAACGCUUACUUGGAGAUACGAGUGGGCCCAAGAAUUAUACUACAGUUGGAAAACAUUGAUCACCAAAGCCAUGACUCACAAUGUAGGUCUUGGGAUGGGCUUGGUCCUGGCUGUUGGCUUCCUUUGUGCGGUUCGAGCCUAUGAUCCAAAGAUCUGUACGAGCUUCGAGAAUGUUCCGUACACGCGAUCGGUUUACAGGUCUCGCCAGGAGCCGUAUCAGAAACAUUCCUUCUGGCAAGGCUGGCAAACCAAGUUUCGUACAGUAUAUGGAUGGCAAAAUGAAGUGAACUAUAGAAUUGAAACAAAACAGGCCUGCUGUGACGGCUACGAGGGAUCUAUCCAAAACUGCAAGCCCGUUUGCUCUGGAGGCUGCUCCGGAAACAGUUACUGCACCGCUCCGAAUCAGUGUAGCUGCAAGGAUGGAUAUGGCGGAGCCGAUUGCGAUCCCAUUUGUUCCGACUGCGGCAAGAACGAGUAUUGUCUGAUGCCGGAUCGCUGUGCCUGCAACGAGGGACACCAGAAGGUCCACAACGACGGCGAAUGCCUGCCUGUAUGCCCAGAGCCCUGUGGGAAUUACAGCUUCUGUGCCGAGCCGGGAGUUUGCGAGUGCAUCGACGGCUAUACCAAGUCGGAGAUCGACUCCACGUGUCAGCCCGUCUGUCUGCCCCAAUGCGAUCCCAACUCGUUCUGCCAGGAGCCGAACGUCUGCGUCUGCGAGAAGGGUUAUCAGGCCGAUGGGGAGGGCAAGUGCUUUCCCAUAUGCGACGCUGGUUGCGGUGAACACAGUCAGUGCGUGAGACCCGGAGUGUGCGAGUGCGAGGCCGGGUAUUCCGGGGAGAACUGUCGGCCCGUUUGCUCCCAGGGCUGUCCCGAGUAUAGCAGUUGCCUGUCACCCUCCGUCUGCAUCUGCGAUCCGGGCUAUAUCAUGAAGGCAGACCGUUGCGAGCCGUACUGUCCCCAGCAGUGCUCGGACUAUGCGCGAUGCACGGCCCCUAACGUCUGCGAAUGCUACCCCGGAUAUGUGGCGACCGGGGAAGACGGCAAGUGCGAGCCAAAGUGCAGCCAAGGCUGUGCCAACGGCUUCUGCUUCUCGCCGGAGGUUUGUGUCUGCAGCAUAGGCUACCUGAUGGGCCCCAACAAGACCUGCGAACCCCAGUGCAGUCUCAACUGCGUGCAUGGACACUGCACCCACCCAGAGACGUGCUCCUGCGCAGCUGGCUACCGUUUCCAGGCGAACUCGCAGCAUAUUUGUGAGGCGGUUUGCGCGAAUGGUUGUAAGCACGGUGAUUGCGUGGAGCCGGACAUCUGUCUCUGCCACGUGGGCUACCAGCCGGUGGCCAACGAAUCUGGCAUCGUGGUCUGUCAACCCGUCUGUCAAACCCCAUGUGCGAAAUCUACAUGCACUGGACCGGACCAUUGUAGCUGCCUGGAGGGUUACGUGCACAUCUCCCCCUCCACUUGCGUACCCCACUGCAGCAAGGGCUGCCAGUUCGGGGACUGCGUGGAGCCAGAGGUGUGCACCUGCCGGCCUGGCUAUGAGCAGACAGACGAGGGGUGUAGGCACCAAACUACCUCCACCUCUGCGUCCUUUGCGGACCCUACAUCUACUACGACCUCCAUACCUCUCGAUGGCUCAACCUCCACCGCUGCUGUUUCCUUAGCUGGCCUUCUUCAAAUUCCAGUCCCAAACUGUUCUAGGGAUUGCCUCUGCUGGAAUGAGUAUGACGAACUGGGUCCACUGAACAACGCCAAGUGUGUCAACGUUUGUGUGGAUGAUCAUGACAAGCCCUGCCUGGAUCUAUUGAAGUGCCGCUGUGAUCCCGCAAGUGGACAACUAGUAUGUGGCGGAAAUGAGGACUACAGCUCCGAGGUAGCGCGCUACAUAUGCAAGGUGCUCAAACCCGAGGAGGCCGCGCAGCAAGAGAAGAAUGAUGCCGCCAAGGCCGAAUCCAGCAUAGCCCAGACAACAAGCUUGGAGUCAUCCAGCUGGCUCUCUGGAGUGGGGUGGUGCAUCGCUGUCGUCGUUCUUGUGGCCAUCGUAGCCACAGCCGUUAAAUGCUAUCCAAAGUAUUACCCCAGACGUGUUUACCAACCCGAUGAAGCCAUUUACGUGAAUGCUCAUUAGAAUAAUAACUUUGUUUUGCUAAAACUAAAUACAUACGUAUUUAUAUAUAAUUAUCGAA
Messenger RNA from Drosophila persimilis, 2192 nucleotides. RefSeq names its product multiple epidermal growth factor-like domains protein 11. Gene Ontology annotation, molecular function: protein binding. NCBI's taxonomy places the organism in Eukaryota, Metazoa, Arthropoda, Insecta, Diptera, Drosophilidae. The transcript has 2 exons. The record is from RefSeq and is a predicted model, not a curated record. Bases 80 to 2134 code for a protein of 684 amino acids.